Molecule: messenger RNA, 432 nt
Organism: Guillardia theta CCMP2712
Lineage: Eukaryota; Cryptophyceae; Pyrenomonadales; Geminigeraceae
Exons: 2
Molecular function (GO): protein binding
Source: RefSeq, a predicted model, not a curated record
CUCGAUCUCUCCGGGUUCUCUAUUCAACAGAUCUCGCAUUCUAUGCUCGAUCUCGGGAAUUUUCUGAAAGUUUGCUGGCUCCAUGAAAACUCUCUGACAACUUUGCCGGAGGAAAUCUCAUCAUGGUCCUUGGUCUCACAGUUGAGGCUCAGCAACAACGCCUUGACAGGGUUGCCAUCAUCCAUAGGCAAGCUCAAGCACCUCAGCAUGCUCUUUGUUGAUCAUAACAGACUUCGAUCUCUCCCGGAGGAAAUCUGCGAAUGUAAACAGCUCAGUGUUCAGGUUCUUGAUCUCGCACACAAUGGCAUAAAAGAAAUCCCGGAUGAGAUUGGAGACAUUUCCUGCUUAGAGAGCUUGCGAUUAGAUCAAAAUGCCUUUCAUUCGCUCCCGACUACUAUCGGACAGCUCAAGAAUCUGAAAGAGCUUACUCUU